GGGUGCUCUCGUCCAUUUGGAGGGGCGUUGGGUUUCCUUGAGGACCUUAGAGGAGUUUGGAACAGUCAGGGGUCUCAGAUCAGCACAAGACACAUCCAACCAUGUCGGACGCGGUGAUUAGUUUCAUGAAGGACUUUUUGGCAGGUGGUGUUGCCGCUGCCAUCUCCAAAACAGCAGUCGCUCCCAUUGAGAGAGUCAAGUUGUUGCUGCAGGUCCAGCAUGCCAGCAAACAGAUCACCGCAGAGAUGCAGUACAAGGGAAUCAUAGACUGUGUGGUAAGAAUCCCAAAGGAACAAGGUUUCAUCUCCUUCUGGAGAGGCAACUUGGCCAACGUGAUCCGUUACUUCCCCACCCAAGCCCUCAACUUCGCCUUCAAAGACAAGUACAAGAAGAUCUUCCUCGGUGGUGUGGAUCAAAAAACACAAUUCUGGCGUUACUUCGCUGGUAAUCUAGCAUCUGGAGGUGCCGCUGGUGCGACCUCACUCUGCUUCGUCUAUCCUCUUGACUUCGCCAGAACCAGACUCGCUGCCGACAUCGGCAAAGGCGCAUCUGAGAGAGAGUUCACCGGUCUUGGAAACUGCCUCACCAAGAUCUUCAAAACCGAUGGCCUCAGAGGUCUUUACCUUGGAUUCAACGUGUCAGUGCAGGGUAUUAUCAUCUACAGAGCCGCCUACUUCGGAUGCUUCGACACAGCUAAAGGUAUGCUGCCAGACCCCAAGAAUACGCACAUCGUCGUCAGCUGGAUGAUCGCCCAGACUGUCACCGCCGCAGCCGGUAUCGUCUCAUACCCCUUCGACACUGUCAGACGUCGUAUGAUGAUGCAGUCUGGACGUAAAGGAGCUGACAUUAUGUACAAGGGCACAAUCGACUGCUGGAGGAAGAUCUUAAAGGAUGAGGGAGGAAAAGCCUUCUUCAAGGGUGCCUGGUCCAACGUGAUCAGAGGCAUGGGUGGUGCCUUUGUGUUGGUGCUGUAUGACGAGAUCAAGAAGUUCACAUAAAAACUCUCUCAUCUCUUAGUCCCCAAGGAAACCCUUCACUUUGUUUAAGUCUUAAUUCUUGUGAUAGAGUGUUAACAGCUUGUGGUGAAUUACAUUGUGGGCAUGUACCCUUCUGCGACGGCCCGGGACGGGUAGGUAUAAGUGACCUGGGUUACCAUCCCUCCUCAGAAAUCUGUAUAUAUCCCAUCUACGACGUGUCAAAAGGCACAAACAGUCUUUGAGUGUGACAAAGUCAAGCCGGUGUUUCAGUGGAGCUCUUGUGAUGAUGAUGAUGCAAAGGAGUGAUGUCACCACCCUGUCAUAUAAGCAGUUGCUGAGGCCCAUGUGUUGUUAUGUCGUGACCAUUCUGACCCGUGUGUCCCACCUCACAUGUUAUUUUAUUAAGAAUAAAGAUUUAUUAGUCUAAUA
This is a messenger RNA of Larimichthys crocea (large yellow croaker), 1406 nucleotides long. It is a transcript of the gene slc25a4, whose product is annotated as solute carrier family 25 member 4. Gene Ontology annotation, biological process: mitochondrial ATP transmembrane transport; negative regulation of mitochondrial outer membrane permeabilization involved in apoptotic signaling pathway; mitochondrial ADP transmembrane transport. The record is from RefSeq and is a predicted model, not a curated record. The transcript is spliced from 4 exons. Gene Ontology annotation, cellular component: mitochondrial inner membrane. NCBI's taxonomy places the organism in Eukaryota, Metazoa, Chordata, Actinopteri, Sciaenidae. Gene Ontology annotation, molecular function: ATP:ADP antiporter activity. Bases 102 to 998 code for a protein of 298 amino acids.